UCUUUGUUUCCAUUGUGAAGAUUUUGGUUUUUACUGCUAAAUGGAACUUUUUUGCAAUUAGUCACGGUAAGCAACCUUGUGAUGGGAUAGGUGGUACAGUCAAACGUCUUGCAACACUAGCAAGUUUGCAAAGAGAUAUGGGUAAUCAUAUUUUAUCUCCACAAACGAUGUAUAAAUAUUGCAAUGAAAACAUUGAAGGCAUAAAUUUUAUAUAUAUUUCAUCAGAAGAUUUAACUUUGGUGAGAACCGCUCUUAAAGAACGAUUGGAUACUGCUAAUACAAUACCUGGAACACGUAGUUACCAUCAGUUUGUACCACUUGACCAUCAAAAGGGAGGCACUAAGCUAUGCAGUGUUGAUGAAGAAUUUGCAUUAAUUCAUGACUUGAAAAGAACUGUAAACCUAGUACCAGUUGAUUAUGCCUGUGUUUCCUAUAAGCAAAAGUGGUGGAUAGGAGUCAUUGAAGAUAUUAAUUUAGAAGAAAAAGAUGUGCUUGUAAAAUUUAUGUGUCCUAAUGCUCCUGCACGGUCGUUUAAAUGGCCACCAAAGGAAAGCCAAUGCUGGAUUCCUGAUGCCCAAAUUAUUUGCAAAGUUGAGGUACUGAUAACAAAAACAGGACUUUGCUACUAUUUAUCCAAAAAGGACUUUAAAAAAAUUUUUUCCUAAGGAAGUAGAGAUUUUUAU
Messenger RNA from Hydra vulgaris (swiftwater hydra), 683 nucleotides. Lineage: Eukaryota; Metazoa; Cnidaria; Hydrozoa; Anthoathecata; Hydridae. The record is from RefSeq and is a predicted model, not a curated record.